AGUGGUGUGGCGGGAAUGGUGGCGGAAACUGCAUACGUAACUACUUGGUUGUAAGCUCAAAGCGACGCACUCUACACUCGAAAGGAAUCUCAUUCUCAUCGCAUCUCCUGCAAUUUCAAUGGAGUUUUCUCCUCCGCCGUGGUUCCAACCCUCGUUUGCCGUCGCCAUCUCCUUCCUCAUCGCAUUCCGAGCUCACAGGAAGAAAUCCCUCGACACUUCCGGAGCCCUUGCUGGUUUCAUCGUCAUGUCCAUCCACUUCUUCGCUGGUUACAGGUUUGGGGCGAUGCUGCUUGCUUUCUUCUUCUCUUCGUCUAAACUCACCAAGUUGGGUGAAGAUAUAAAGAGGGUUGUGGAUCCUGAAUUCAAAGAAGGUGGACAAAGAAACUGGUUACAAGUUUUAUCCAAUAGUGGCAUUGCAUCUGUUCUGGUUGUGUAUAUAUGGGUAUUAACACAAGGGCAGGAUAUGUGCUUGAACUCUAAAGACUCACCUCAUGUCACCUAUCUCAUCGGUGCCGUUAUUGGCCAUUAUUCUUGCUGCAAUGGAGACACUUGGUCUUCAGAGCUUGGAAUUCUCAGUGAUGAUCGGCCUCGUCUAAUCACAACCUUCAAGCGCGUCAGGAGGGGUAUAAAUGGUGCUGUGACAAAGACAGGACUACUAGCAGCUGCCGCAGCUGGAUUUGUCAUUGGACUGUCGUUUGUUCUUAUGGGACUUUUAACAGCCAGUUGUGAGCCUGAUUUAGUUCUGAAGCAACUACUGGUCAUACCCAUAGCCACCGUUGCAGGACUACUUGGAAGUGUCAUUGACUCUCUAUUGGGUGCGACAUUGCAAUUUACCGGAUUCUGCUCUCUUCGCCAGAAGGUUGUUGGAAAGCCAGGACCAACAGUCAAGAAGAUUUCGGGUGUCGAUAUUCUGGACAACAAUGCAGUGAACCUUGUCUCUAUACUGCUGACCUCAGUUUUAACUUCAGUCGCUUGUUAUUACAUUUUCUGAAUUCAUCACGAGCGGUGGAAGGUUGUGGCUGAAGAAGGUUCUGAAGUUCAAAAUUUGUAAUCCAGUGGUGGUAGAUGUUCCUAUACUGUUUCUCAACCACCAUUUGGAAAAGUAGAUGAUACCAACAAUAGAAUGACAAAAAUAUAGUUGUUGGUUGUAAAGCAUCACCACUCAUAUACCUUAGAUACGUGACAUUUUUUGGAGCUGUGUGACACUUUGUUAUCAAGUCGUCAUUCCCAAAUUGAUUUUUGUUGUCAACAAAUUUUCAAUGCAAUCUGCGAACACUGAAUAUAGAGUAGAAAAAGGCAUACAAUCCAAAGUUUGCACUUCAA
Molecule: messenger RNA, 1323 nt
Organism: Lotus japonicus
Lineage: Eukaryota; Viridiplantae; Streptophyta; Magnoliopsida; Fabales; Fabaceae
Product: protein PGR
Exons: 6
Coding region: 119-991 (290 amino acids)
Cellular component (GO): membrane
Source: RefSeq, a predicted model, not a curated record